ACUCAUGCGAUUGUUUUGCCCCCUUAGCUUCAGGUGUUGUGCCAAAAAGUGAUCGUUGGGCAGACAGUGAUUACCGUCCGCGUGAGCGCGCAGCUGCUUAAAGCUGUAGCGUCCAGAUUACUCACGUAGACAGCUAAUUCCGUUCAACUGAUAUAAGAUGCGGUAAGCUGAACACAGCUGCAACCGCAACCGCACCGCAUUUUCUUGUUAGUAACAGUAACGGAGUUGUAACAAUAGAAAUAGUAAUUAGUUAGAUUACUUGUUACUGAUAAAAGUAACGCUGUUAAUAACGCCAUUACUUGUAAUCGUUUGUAUCGUUUGGGGUGGAUUUUAAGGGUGUACUGCAGCUGUCUUUCUUUUUCCUUCAGACACCAAAAAUGCUUCCCGUACAGCAGCCAAUAGUAUGUUUGAAUAGUUAAAUGGACUGGCACUCAUAAAGCGCUUAGUGCUUUCUACUACGAGUCUCAUUCACCCAUUCGUACUGCAGUUUUUUUUUCAUUCCUAAGUGCUUUUUAUCGAAUAUUCACACAACACAUGACCCACGCUUCAUCCAUCCAUCCAUGGUUGGGACUUUGAAAUACCAACACACUAGGGAUGGACAAUAUAUUGAUAUUUCAAAGAAAUUAGGAAGGAAUAUUUAUGAUAAUAUACAAAAAAAUCCUAUCAGUUCUUAAAUACUAAAUAAAAAAAUUCCAUUCAAUUUGUAAAUUAUUCAGAGGGCAUCAAAUCGCAACAAGUCACCUCAAUGUGGUUUAUAUUGUAAGGUAAAGCCUCUACAAACAUACAGAGAAGCAGACGACCCCCUAUCAGCAAGCACUUGGUAACAGUGGGAAGGAAAAACUCCAUUGCAACAGGAAGAAAGCUCCAGCAAAACCAGCUGUGACUGGUUGGGGUUUUUUUUUAGCUAAUUUCCAUCAAAGGCUGAGAUGUUGCUCUAACUGGGCAGAGUGCCUGUGCUUAUUUCAGUGUUGUGCCACUGAUAUCAUGGUAUGACACUGUUAUAUGAUGUAUAAAAUGUAUGUAAUUGUAUAAAAAUGCACCUCACAUAAUGUCAUAGUAGUAAAAAGUGUUGUAGAUUAAGUGUCUGGAGCAGUCUCUUUGGCACUGAGUUUCCGGUUCACGGUGAUUCCUCAUAUAUGUGCCGACCUCAUUGUGUGAAACUGUGGCCAUAUUUAACAGGGUUGGCACUGACUGCAAAUGUGGCAACGUUUGUUUUGCAAAACUUUGAUCCAAGAUGAGCAAAUAUUUCAAAUAGUGCUCUGAGUCAGAAAUAUCAUCUGCACGUUAUUAAUAGGAAAGAAACUGAAUUUAUAUCCAGCGUGCAGAGUCUAAGCCAUAGCUCCAAAGGCGAGGAAGGUCUUUAUCAAACUGCAAUGCCAGUGUUAGCAUUAAAUAAUAACAGCCUCCUUCUCUGAGGCUGUAUUUCUUUGUUGAUGGGAAAGCCAAGCCUGACGUUCAUGAGGCGAUAUCGAACAGUGCUGUUUUUCACACAAAGAACAGUGAGCGAGGGAGAGACAGAGAGAAAGCUGGUGCCCAGCAAAGUGGCCUCUGGGCUUCUAUGCAGCAACGAAACCCCAGAGAUCUGUCAAUAACAGGCAGGUUGUUGUUGGCUGUUGUUGUUGGAUCAAUCCAGGCCCCGAGCAUUGCUUCACUUCUAAUUGCCAUGUGCACUGACAACACAGCACAUGCUCUUUACUUUCAUGUGUGCCAAAGUCUUCGUGGUGCUUCUCAGUGUUUUCUAGACCGUGGUCUGACUGCUUUACAGUUUUGCUGUCACUUUUUUUGUUAGGUUUAAUUUAAAAAAUUCGAGUCGAGCUGCGUUUUGCUUUUAUUUCGGUACGCACGGCUGGCCGCUUAAAGAGAGAUGGCGAAACAUCAAGAGACGUGCAGCAGCACGCUUAAAAAAUCAACCGCCGCCACCUGCUGUUAAUUGAUUAGCUGAAAGCGAACCCAUACAUUAUUCAAUUUUGCAUAAUUUACAGUUCAUAUAGAGCUUUUUACAUCAGGCGUUUCAACAUCAUGCGCCUCGCUGCAUCACGUGACUCACUUCCCACAGGGAGGUUUGUUUUUGCCCAGUGUGAGAUGCUGUCUGAGUGGGAGUGGAAGCUGCUUAAAUGGACUGGGUGCUCUUUCCCCAGUAAUAAACUGACAAGAAUACCUCUUACUGCAUUUGUGUCAUUGAGAAGCACACAGUAAGGAGUUUAGAUCCUUUACCAGUCGAGCCUACGUGCAGACCAACGCUGACGAUAUCUGUGACAGUCCAGAGAGCAGAGCGGCCCGAGGCCGUGCUCUGUUUUAGAGGCGUUUGCAGCUUUAAGUAGAUCCACCUACACCCGUCACAUUUACAUUUUCUCACGGCUGUUCAGAGCCGCUCUCAACAGUGCUGUAAACUUUAGCAGAAGUAGAACAAGCGGGUCUUAAAGAGAUGUGGCUCAUGCAGGUGCUUUAUAUGUGAACCACGUGAAUGAUCUUUUUGUUCGUACAGAUUGUUAGAAUUUGUUUUUUAUUUCAUUUAACCAGGAUAGAAACUCAUUAACGAUGUGGAUCAUAUCAUACACAUUUGUAACAUUUUUGAGGCAAAUUUCUCUUCAUACAGAAACAACCAAAAUGUGCAAACUUCACUGUGCAUAAAGAAUGAGUACAUUAGUAAAAGCUGAUGGCGUGCAGGUGAAGCGGCUCUUUAGUGUUCGUUGAUCCUGCAGCUGAUUCCAGGCGAAGGAGCUGCAAAUCUGAACGCUUUUUCCAAACUCAGUGCAGUCUGUCACUCAGCAGAAUACAAAUUCUCCCAAAUCCAGUCCGGGCGAAUUAUGUCAGCACCUCGCUGUUUGUCCUCUCCUCAGUUGUUUUCAAAUGGCAGCCACUGUCAACAGCUGCAGCAGGGGGCUCGUCUCCUGUCUCCUAUACCCUGGUGCUCGAAAGCCCCCAGAAACACCAAUCAAUGAAUGAACCACUUACUGUGGUAUUCAGAGAACAAAGUAAUGUCUAGUAUUCUGCUGGAAUGGAAGGAGCACAAAGUCCAGGUCUUUAAUGGGGCGAGGAGCGCGAGGGCUGAUGGAGCCGUGUGUUAGAUUCUUGUUUUUGUUAUGUGGCUUUUUAAAAGCCCAGAUGAGCUGCCUCAUUCCUCUCCACUGACUUCAUGACAGGUAACACAGAGACAAUCGCUUCCCCGUACAGCCUUCCAGCUCACGUAUCCUUGAGAAUGUUCUGUACUCCAGCCUGCACUGCACAGUCAGUGCCGUGAAUGUCCUGCAGAGCUCACCUGAGCUGUAAGGUGCGAGCUCACCCCUGUAUUUCCCUGCACAUGUUUUUACUGAAUUAAGUUGAUGUGCGAGGCGGGGUGGCUUUUACUUCCGAAGGAAACGGCUUUCAUCGCUCGUAUUUGCCAUGGAAGGUGGCAGAUUGCAAAUGAAACAUCGCCAAACACGUACACCAGCGAGGAGGCGAUUGAGCCCGUUUUAUGCAAAUAUGAGUGGAUGUUGCUGGGUGAGUGAGCAGAGAAAAGCCCCGCUGGGAUGUUAUCUGUGAAGUGUGUCAUGUGAAUGCAUUUACUUUUAAGAAUGGAGGCCAAGCCCGUGAGCCUUGUGGGGUAACAUAAAGAAAUGAGGCCGUCAGCCAGAACACAUCAUCUUUGACCGCCUGCCCGGGUGAUUCAGGUCGAGCGAACUACAGCUCUUUAAUUUGUGUCUCUGCGCUAUUGUUUAAUAAGGCUAAAGGCCCUCUUUUUUUCCACAUGUGACACUGUUGAAUGAUCUGGUCGCUAAAUUGACUGCACUUAGCGCUCUUCUUCUCUUCUAAUUUCCUCUCUUCUGCCCCCACUUUGCUCCAAUCCCUUGUCAUCUGUCUCACCAUUGUUAUCAGUGUCUGCACUCAUGAGCUGACCACCUCCUUUCACUCCCCUGCCUUGUGACUUUAAGUUGAGAAGUGUCUCUGCACACACAAAGCUGCUGUAUGCCUCUCCACACAACCCUCUGCUCUUGCCAUCUUCCCUUCCUCUUUCUUUCUGCCCUUCAGCUUUCAAAGCUCAUUCUAUAAAAACCCGUCCUGUGAAACUCAUCCAGCAUCCCACAGCUACUCACCCGCAUCCAGUCACCGGAACCAAAUCUACUUCAGCACAAACACACGCCAAACCAUCAGAGCACGGAGGUGGCAGAGACCUGAGGUUGACGAGGGAGGGAGGGAAAAAGAAGAGGGCAAUAAGAUGUCAGGCGGAUGGGUAAAAGUGAGCUAUCUUCACCCGGCCUCUUCUAAAUAAGCCAUCCAUUCUUUAGUAUUUUAAAUCCCAUCAGUCUAACCCCGUGGGGUGGGAGGGUGCAUUAAAAUGUAGGAGCGAAAAGACAGACAUGAUUUGUUGUGAUGGGACGAGAGCUCGAGCGAGAACAGGAGGAGAAGUAGAGGAAUGCGAGAUAAAUACAAUGAGGUGCAGGUUUGAUUCGAGCAAAGACAGAUUGGAGAGAAUAGAUGCAGAUAGAGGCGGAGACGGAAACACGGGGAGUAAGAACAAGAGAGAUAGACGUAUACGGCUGAGCUGGCAGCCUCCUCCGCCGAUUAACAUGCUCCUCAGACAUGGUGAGGGGGAUCAAACUUGCACAAAGCCAGGCCUUGGAGUUAUGCCUGCAAUGCAAUGAAAAUGCAUGUGUGUGUGCGCGUGUGUUUAUUUCUGUUUGUUUGUUUUGAGUUUGGAGCUGCUCCUCGACACACACAGAGCAGUGUGUCUUUGUUCACAGCUGCCUUGUGUGCACAGUCGUCAGCUGGAGACGACUGUUGAUUGACAUCACGGUGUGUGUGUGUGUGUGUGUGUGUGUGUGUGUGUGUGUGUGUGUGUGUGUGUGUGUGAGGUGUGACAUUCAAAGCAACAGGGAAGGCCAGAGCAGAAAGUGGAACCCAGAGUUACUGUAGUGCAUGAACUCACACUGGAAUUUCUGGCUGAUCGGUGGAGGGAGAGGACAAAGGAGACUCUGCAGUUGGGUUGCUAUGGCAGCUGUGGCCCCUUCCUACUUCUUCCUGCUGUGUUGGCUGCUGCGAACGGCUAGCUCGGCUUUCCCGGAGGAACCAGGGCCCCUGAACUUCAUCCCUACAGAAGUGGUGAGAAGAUACCCCGUGUUUCUGGGCCGACCGCACAAAACGUGGCUGAGACAAGAGCCUCUGCACGUCCAGAGGAUCCUGCAGGUCAAUCGGACGCUCUACAUCGGAGCGAGGGAUGACCUUUUUCGUGUGGAGCUGGACACCACUGCAGGAGAUGAGAUGUUUUACAACAAGAAAAGAACGUGGGAGUCAAACAAGAACGACAUCCGGAUCUGCAGGAUGAAGGGCAAACAUGAGGAUGAAUGCCGUAACUUCAUCAAAGUGCUGCUCAGCAGAAACGGAGGCUUGUUUUUGUGUGGAACCAACGCCUUCAACCCGCUGUGUGCCAACUACACUGGAGACACUCUGGAGAUGCUGGGAGACACAGUCAGUGGGAUGGCCCGGUGUCCCUAUGAUCCCAAACACGCCAACGUAGCUCUGGUCGCAGAGGGGAAUCUGUUUACGGCCACAGUGACGGACUUCCUGGCCAUCGACGCGGUGAUCUACCGUAGCCUCGGGGACAGUCCUGCUCUGCGCACCGUGAAGCACGACUCCAAGUGGUUCAGAGAGCCGUAUUUUGUCAGUGCCGUGGAGUGGGGACCUCACAUCUACUUCUUCUUCAGAGAGAUAGCCAUGGAGUUCAAUUACCUGGAGAAGGUGGUGGUGUCACGCGUUGCCCGGGUAUGCAAGCGGGAUCAAGGCGGGUCUCAGCGCGUCCUGGAGAAGCAGUGGACGUCGUUCUUAAAGGCCCGUCUGAACUGCUCCGUGCCCGGCGAUUCCCACUUCUACUUUAACCUGCUCCACUCCACCAGCCCCAUCAUCAGGAUGCACGGCAGGGACAUCGUCCUGGGGGUGUUCUCCACACCAGCCAACAGCAUUCCAGGUUCGGCAGUGUGCGCCUUUGACAUGGAGCAGCUGGCUGCUGUGUUUGAUGGAAGGUUUAAGGAGCAGAAAUCACCAGAGUCUAUUUGGACGCCUGUUCCAGAUGAAGUCAUCCCAAAACCAAGACCCGGUGGUUGUGCCGUUCAAGGAUCCAAGUUUAAUUCCUCCAACUCCUUCCCCGAUGAGAUGUUAAAUUUUGUGAAGACCCAUCCUCUGAUGGAUGAAGCAGUCCCAUCACUUGGACAACGACCCUGGAUAGUGAGAACCAUGGUCAGGUACCAGCUGAAUAAGAUUGUGGUGGAUACCGAGGCCGGGCCCUACAGAAACCGCACCGUGCUCUUCCUCGGCUCAAGCAGAGGGACCAUCCUCAAGUUUCUCAUCAUGCCCAACCAGGACAAUACCGUUACCAAUAGCAACAUCUUCCUGGAAGAACUGGAGGGCUUCAACCCCGAUAAGUGUGCUGAGGACUCUCUGCAGGCCAGGCAGCUGUUGUCCCUGACUCUAGACCGGAUGAGCCACACUCUGCUCCUCGCCUUCCCGUCCUGUGUGGUCAGAGUACCAGUGGCACGAUGCCAGCUUUAUUCCCGAUGCAUGAAGAACUGCAUCGCCUCCAGGGACCCUUACUGUGGCUGGACCAGAGGAAGCACCUGCUCUUUCCUCAGACCUGGAACCAGACUGCCGUUUGAGCAAGAUGUUGAACACGGAAACGUGGACCACUUGGGCGACUGUGACGGAAUUCUGCUCCAAGAGAGUUUCAUGGAGGAGCCCGAUGGCCUCGUGUCCGUAAACCUCUUAGUGGUGUCUGCUGUUUCAGCUUUUGCAACAGGAGCCGUCCUUUCUGGUCUCACCGUCUGCUGGAUCAUGAGUCACCGGCACCGCCACUCUCGCGGCUCCGGAGCCGGUGGCGCCCGGCGCAAAGGUGACAAAGAGCAAAGCAUGCUGGGACAAGGCCGCAGCGGGUCGGUGAUGAGCGUGACGAGAACCAGCGGCGGGGAGCGGCGCUGUUCGCAGGCGGACAACCCCUUCGUCAUGCCCAACGGCUGGCCUAAAGGAGAGAUGGACCCCGGCUUGCUGCCCACGCCCGAGCAGACCCCCCUGCAGCAGAAACGGGGCGUACGUCUCCCGGACACCGAGUGGGACCAGAGUCAGACCUUCCUCACUGCCGUUGGGACUCCCUGCCCUAACAACUCCGUCAUCUACCUGAGCUCCAAGUUCCUGCACGGUGGUGGAGGCGGCGGCGGUAUGGUCCGGAUAGAUGACCCAGGAGAGGUGGUGCUGCCUCCACACACAGAACGCCAUCGCUACCUGAUCCUCGCCACGCAGAGAGGGGAGCACGGUAGCAAUCGCCCCACCGGUGCGCUAAGGAACUCAGCAGGAGAAUACAUCUACCCUGCCACGCCGCAGGACUCCCCCGACCGACGGAGGGUGGUGUCCGCUCCCACUCCCCACAUGGACUACGGGGAGCCUCGCUGGAGUCAUGAGGCGCUCAACUACAACAGCAACAAUGGCGCACCCUAUCACCCUCAGCGCCAGGGCCUCAUCAGGCCAGACAUGCACGGGCCCCGAGGGCUGGGAGAACUGGCUGACUUCAGCCAUCUUCUAGGAAAGAGCGUGGGCGAGCGCAACCCCAGUGGCCAGUGAGGCGACGCAGACGAGCCCUGACGCCAACCCCUUCCCUCCAACAGCAAACUGGAAUCAAACAACCCUCAGAUUCACUGUCCCGAUCCAACCUUACCCUGUCUGUCCUCUCUCACUGUCAUUCAAUGUUCAGACAUCACUCAGCUGACUAAAGAGAGGGACAAAGAGAGAGAGCUGACAAAGAGGAGACAACUCUCUGUACAUCUCCGUUCCUCCGUUCGUAAUCCGAGGUGCACGCCUCGGCUCUGUCGGUGGAUCCAACCGCAGAGCGUGACUUUGACUCCACGGGACGACCGGCGAGCUAAAAAGAGGGGUGCGGAGAACGAAGGCUCUUCAUAGAAGGACAGUGUGGAGAUUAAAAAAAACAAACAAAUAAAAUGACAAUUUGGCUUGCAGCACCAAAUGUGAAAGGUCUCCCUCCACCAUUCUGUUCACUGUUUUAACACCACGGAUCUUCUUUAAGUGUGAAAUCACGUUUCUGCUUUGGUUUGUUGAUGCCGGUGGCGUCCAGCAGACAACCAUGUGCUUUUCUUUGGACUCGAACUGAUGUCGCCGUCAAAGGGCCGCGACUCUCAGCCAAUCACGCUGUGUGUAUGUGUGAAUACGUGUGGCCACGACAACCCCAGCCAGCGUCCUGUCUUAACUGUGAAGUACACCUGUAUAAUGACGAUGGUAAUAACAUUGUUUUCUUUUUAUAACCAAUCACAGAGAGACAGACGGAUUUUUAUCAAGUGUCUACUUGAGGCUCUUUGUGUUCACCAAUCGGAGGUUUGGAUGGUUGGUUGAUCGGUGGCUAGUGAGGAGGUCGGACUCGCUCUGUGAAAGUGAAAAAAAGAGCAAUAAUGAGCAAGAUAUAUAUAAGGAUAAAGAUAAAGCCAAUUUAAUUUGAUAUUUUUAUAUCAGCAUUUUCUCAGCAAGGAAAACCGAAGCUUCGAGACGUCGGAAAGGCUCUGGGAAAAGGGAACAGUAUCUCCACUCCACCCCCCUCCCUUGCUGCCUCUCAGUAUGCCUGGGUCUGUCUGACCUGACCCGAGGCCUCCCCGGGCUCCGCAGUUCAUUUGAAGGAGGGAAUGUGAGCUCUGACUGUCUGCCCGGCCGCUUGGGAGCUCCAUUCAGCCUCUUCUGUCCGACACUGAGACUCUUUGUGCCCCAGAGGCGGGAGGAGACUGCGGCAACAAAUAACCGUUAAGAGUCAAGGACCUAGCCCACCGCCACAGCCCGGCGGAAUAUCAAUGAGGAGGACAGCAGCUCCAUCCGUCACGAGAGACACAGCGACUGGGCCCGGGCAUCUCUCGCGCCUCACGCACACUAGCGAUUCACUGGUUUGCCGGGACAGGGAGGAGCUGAGGGGCUGAAGCUGGGGCUGAGGCCAGAGUAGGGGCACUGCUCGCUGUUCACAAUGGUCAUCCCUUGUGGCUCUGUCCCUUUCUUGCUCUCAGUGUGUUUCCCAACAAUAGCAGGAUAAAGAAAACAGACGGGCAUGGGUAUAUUGGGGUGUGGAGUUACUCUUUCACUGCGUUGUCUGAUCUUUUGAUGUUUCCUAUUUUCAUCAGCUCUCAUCUGUCCUCGAUUCAAACGUAGAUAGCUUCAUCUGGGUCAUACGUUCGUAAAGGCGAUGUUUUUAUGAGUGUGUGAGUCUCUUAGGGCUUGUAUACAUGAAUGUGUUACUCAUAUUGAGUGCAACAAAACAGCUUUGAUCAACAUUACUCUCAUUCUCGCCCUGCUUUUCUUUUCUCUGUUGAACCAUUAAUGGCCGUCUAACACUCACAAAUGCAUGUUAACAAUGUCAGAGCCCUGCGUGGGAGCGCUGUAUGCUAUAGAAUACGUUUAAACCAUUAUACCGCGCACAAAGAAGCGAGUUAAAAUGGACGAGCUGGGUUUUCCGCUUUAAAUAAUAGAUGCUAUCAACAUACACAAGACACACAUCUUUUGGUCCUGACACCAAACGCCCCUUUUUCUAUUCAGAUCAGUGGUUUUUCCAUCAAAGCGGGACGCAUGCCCGCCCAGAAACUUUAAGCUACCUUAUAGGAGCUCCAGGGUUACAACAGCUCGUCAAUGGGGCAGUACUCUCUGAUGUACUGUCAUUGUGCCCUGGAGGUUUGUAGCUUACAGAGACCAGUCCAACACCUCAGUUUCAUACCUUAAUGCAGCAGUCCAAUAAAACUAUUAAUCAACACGAAUGUCUUUGAACUGUGGAAGAAGCUGCAGCACCUGGAGAGAAACCCACACAGGCACAGGAAGAACAAGCACGCAAGCUAGAUCCAAAAAAUGCUUUUCAUUUCACUUUGAUUUAACAGUUUGGUAUUUCUUAUAUUAAACUCCAGAAGAGAAGGUCCUGUGAUUAGACCCGAGGAGGUAGACUGCACUUGUGGAGACAGAAAAGCUUUUUCUUUGUACCCACACCUUUCAGCUUUCUGAGGAUUUAUGGCACCAUUUCCAAAGUUUUUCAGUUUGUUUUCUGCCUUAAAACCUUCGAUCGAUCUCACUGCAGGGGUCGCCCAGCGUCCAGAGUCUUCCUGCCUUCCUGUGUGGCGUUUGCAUGUUCUGACUGUGCCUUACUCCAGGUUCUCUGGCUUUUUCUCAAAUGCAUAUGUUUUAGUUUGACUGGUGAUUCUAGUGUGUCUGUGACUGUUUGUCUGCCUGUGUGCGUGAGCCCAGCCUCUCCCCUGAAGUCAGCUCCAUUCUCACGUCUGGCAUCGUACAUCGUCAGUUUCUGCUGCAGCUUCUUGCAUUUUUUCACCUUUUUUCUUUUACAAAAUAAGUAAUAAACUUAGUUCGAGCGCAUAGAAACACAUGCAGGCAUAUUUUGAACAAGAACCGUGUGAUCCAAGAAGCGUAAACAGAAGCAUAAAUCUGACCCGACACUCGAUACCACCUGACAGUGUUCAGCUCCGCAGACACAUUUCUGUUGAGGUUUAAUACCCAGCCCUAACAAAUGUACAGCCAGGCUUGACGUAAUAUAUGAGACAGGCCAGUGAAAGAGAUUUACGAAGACAAGGACAGAGGAGGAGGUCAAGCAGGCAAACGUGAUGUUACUGCAUUACCGCCUCGCCACCACAUUAAAGCAGUGUAUUCUUUACACAUUCCACCCUGAAACAGGUCAUUAGUAUUGAGGAUAGGAAGCUCUCCACCAGCCAGGACGCCGCUCGUCUCUCUCCCACCGCCGGGUCUGCGUGUGUGUGCCCACGAGGCCUCUCUGUCUCGCUCGGCGUGCCCAGCGAGGCGUCUCCUCGCUCCGCAUCUCCUCCGGUUUUUUCGCUAAACAUGCUUGAUUAGGCAAAGUACAUUCCCGGCCCUCUAAUGGCCUGAUGAGCCCCUGAGAAGAUUACUGCAGACACAUCAGCCCUGAGAGGGAGGCGCUGUUCAACCAGCUCCGCUAACCACCAGCAGAUCACACACACACACACUCGCGUGCAAACGCACAAAAAGGACCUUUAACCAAAUUUGGGGCACAAUUGAAUUAGGAUCCGCUCUGACUGGUGUACAUGUUACUUUACUGACUGCAUAAUUUGAUUACCUUAGUUCAACAUUACACCGGAGCUAAAAAAUUCACGUGGACCUCAUGAGUGCUCUGUUUAUUAAAGCCAUCAUCCUCCCCUUUCUUUGCAUACUUCAUGUCAUUCCCGUUCCUCCUCACCGAGCAGCUGCACUUCUUCUCCUUUUCUUUAAACCCUUUGAUUGUUAGCAGACUCUGCCAGCCCAGCUCUCAUUGCACUUGUCACUAUUAAAGGUUAGCUGGUUAAUUUAAUGAUUCAGUAACAGAAACAGAAAUCAAAGUACCCUCCACUUUAUUUCACAUUAAAUCCUUGAUGCGUAACAGUUUUUAGACAUUUCCGUAAGCUCUCAUGUGGCAAAUUGCUUUCUUUUUCCUAUAAGGGCUUUUGUUUUGUUUUAUUUAAAUGUAGCGUAUACUGCCUCCAGUCCUGCAAACACACACACACAUUCUUCCUCUUUAUCUCUGCUCUGCACGAAUCAACACACACAUAAAAUUUCCAUCUCUGUCUUUGUGACCCAGCCAGUCUGUGAUUUUAUUUAUUAAGAUGUGUGUGCGCGCACUCGCUGAAGAGACCAUACCUUUGUGUGUUGGGGUUGUUUGUGCCGUGUGGCCCAGUCACGUGAUGCCCCCCAGCCAGUAACUGCCAUUUUGCCCCACGGUGCUCCAGUGCGCUGUCCGUGCUUUAUGCCCCAGAAAAGGUCCAGGAAGGAGGCUUACUCGCUUGAAAUCCAGCGAUGCACGGGGAUGUGGUGAAACGAGACUGCACCUCCUCGGCCAACAUGCGAGAAGAAAAAGCACAAACGGCAAAAACAAAAUCAACGUUUGCAUUUUUGUAAAGUUGUAGAUGUAUCUAGUCGGCGCUGACCAUUUUUGUCAUGUUUGCUUUUUUCUAUUGUUUGUUUCUGUGGUAGAUACUUGGUUUUAAGAUUUCUAUGGAAUAUUACUGUAUAUGAUUUCAAUUCUCUGAUGUGCCCGAUUUGAUGAUGACAAUGAACCUGAUGACUAUCAUGACGAGCAGUACUGUGAGCAGCACCCAGGUGUUGCGUCCUGUUUGGAUCUGAAUGUGAAUGUGAAUCGGAAGAAGAAGAGGAGGCGCAGAGCGAAUUAACCACAAAGACCGAGCUUUGGGAGGAGGCCGUUCUCCUCCAAAGCGAAGGAGUCCUGCAGCUCCCACCGGAGGCCGGCCCGAGGCCUCGGGGGCGGGCUGUCAUCGGAUGACAACACAUGUCCCUGCUACGUGUACAUAACCUUGAUGCUUACAUGUAAUUUAAGUGCAGUAGCUGCAUGACGACAAAGCCUCCGUGUGUGUACAGAAGUAGCGACGUGUGAAUUUGUACAGUACAUGCAAGUGUGUGUGCGCUUGUGUCCGCGAAGAAACCUGUCCGUCGUCACGCCAAAAGCAACACGUGCAUGCACCCUACGACAACUGCGCAGGACACACAAACACAAAGGCCACACUCAUACGACCACACAGACAUGCUCCAGCAGUUGUUCGCCAUGUCGCCACAUUGUCCCGAGCUCUGCCUGUCACUCCGCAUGGAGACUUUACUCUGUGUCAACUUUCUUAUUCUAAUAAACCACUCAGACAUGGACUUCA
Molecule: messenger RNA, 12674 nt
Organism: Haplochromis burtoni (Burton's mouthbrooder)
Lineage: Eukaryota; Metazoa; Chordata; Actinopteri; Cichliformes; Cichlidae
Gene: sema6bb
Product: sema domain, transmembrane domain (TM), and cytoplasmic domain, (semaphorin) 6Bb
Exons: 17
Coding region: 4900-7584 (894 amino acids)
Biological process (GO): positive regulation of cell migration; axon guidance; semaphorin-plexin signaling pathway
Molecular function (GO): chemorepellent activity; semaphorin receptor binding
Source: RefSeq, a predicted model, not a curated record